AUGGAGCGCAUUGGCGCGCAUUCACAUAUUAGAGGACUUGGUCUUGACGAAUCUCUAGAGCCUCGUCAAGUAUCGCAGGGUAUGGUUGGUCAAGUUAAAGCACGCAAAGCAGCUGGCGUUAUUUUACAAAUGAUAAAAGAGGGUAAAAUUGCUGGUAGAGCGAUUUUAAUGGCUGGACCACCUGGCACAGGAAAAACAGCGAUUGCGAUGGGUAUUGCUCAAGCAUUAGGAAAAGAUAUACCUUUUACGAUGCUUGCAGCUUCUGAAAUUUUUUCUCUUGAAAUGUCUAAAACUGAAGCACUUACACAAGCAUUUCGUCGCUCUAUUGGCGUUCGUAUUAAAGAAGAAGCUGAAAUUAUAGAAGGAGAAGUAGUUGAAAUUCAAAUUGACCGUUCUAUCACAGGUGGUACGAAAACCGGAAAACUCACUUUAAAAACGACUGAUAUGGAAACUAUAUAUGAAUUGGGUCAUAAAAUGGUAGAUGCGUUAAAUAAAGAGAAGGUUCUGGCAGGUGACGUUAUUACAUUGGACAAAGCGUCCGGAAAGAUAUCAAAACUAGGUCGUUCCUUUACACGCGCUAGGGAUUAUGAUGCAAUGGGAGCAGACACAAAAUUUGUACAAUGCCCCGAAGGUGAACUACAAAAGCGUAGAGAAGUGGUUCAUACAGUUUCGUUACACGAAAUUGAUGUGAUCAAUAGUCGAACGCAAGGAUUUUUGGCAUUAUUUUCAGGUGAUACUGGUGAAAUCAAGUCUGAAGUGCGAGAACAAAUAAAUACAAAGGUUACUGAAUGGAGGGAAGAGGGAAAAGCAGAAAUCGUUCCUGGCGUUCUUUUUAUUGACGAAGUUCAUAUGCUCGACAUUGAAUGCUUUUCUUUUCUAAAUCGAGCUCUUGAGGAUGAAAGAGCACCAGUUGUCAUAAUGGCUUCAAAUCGUGGUAUUACACGUAUUCGUGGUACGAAAUAUAAAAGCCCUCACGGCAUUCCAAUAGACUUGUUGGAUAGAUUGUUGAUCAUCAGCACAACACCAUAUGAUGAAGAGUCAAUAAAAAAGAUUAUAACUAUUAGGUGUGAGGAAGAAGAUGUUUCAAUGACUGACGAAGCACGAGACGUUUUAACAAAAAUUGGAGUGGAAACUUCGCUGAGAUAUGCUAUUAAUCUAAUCACUACAUCUCACCUUGUCGCAAAAAAACGCAAAGCAACGACUGUAGAUGCAAAUGAUGUCAAACGUGUAUAUAAAUUAUUUUUGGAUGAAAAAAGAUCUGUGAAUUAUUUGAGAGAAUAUCAGGAGCAAUACAUGUUCAAUGAAAUUCCAGCGGAUGAAGAAAUGGAAGGCGUGGAAAACAUAGAGUCAAUGGAAUCUUAA
Dentiscutata erythropus is the source of this 1362-nucleotide messenger RNA. The record is from the annotation of a GenBank genome assembly. Lineage: Eukaryota; Fungi; Glomeromycota; Glomeromycetes; Diversisporales; Gigasporaceae.